Messenger RNA from Knipowitschia caucasica, 747 nucleotides. The record is from the annotation of a GenBank genome assembly. Lineage: Eukaryota; Metazoa; Chordata; Actinopteri; Gobiiformes; Gobiidae.
AUGGCAGCGCCCGCGGAUCCACGUGAGUUUGAUGAGGAGUUCCCAGAUCUGUCUGAUGAAGAGGAGGAUGAUGAGCAGCAGUGGAUGGAGGAAGAGGAGGAGGAGCCUACAUCAACUCUGUGUCUGUUCUGUGACAGGUCGUUCUCUUCUCUACAGGAGGUUUCUCUCCACAUUUCGUCUGAUCACAGCCUGAAGCUCAGUGACCUCAUCUUCAAACACAACCUGGAUGAUUACGGCUUCAUUAAGAUGAUCAACUACAUCCGCUCCACCUCCUGCAGUCCUGGGUCCCUGUCCGGUCUCCCCCAGGUCCCGGUGCCCUGGGACUCGGAGGACUUCCUCAGACCGGUUCUCCAGGACGACCUGCUCCUCCAGACAGACCCAGAGGAGUUGUGUAGCAUCUCCCCCGCCUCCCCCACCUCCCCCAGCCCCCAUCAUGCAUUGCUGCAGCGGGCGAGCGAGGCGGAGGAGCGAGCGAAGAGAGCAGAGGAGGCCCUGAGCCGAGCCACAGACGACCUGCACCAACUCAGACUCUUGGCCCAAGGUUUGGUUCUUAACUCGGACUCAGGUCGAGGCCGGACUCUGGGACCGGUCUCUGAGCUCAGAGAAGAAGAGGAUCAGGCCUAUUUCAGCUCCUACUCCCACUUCAGCAUCCACGCAGACAUGCUGAAGGACCGUGUUCGCACCGAGAGCUACAGAGACUUCAUGUACCACAACCCACAGCUGUUCAGAGAUAAGGUAAGAUUAUGA